Botrytis sinoallii is the source of this 1293-nucleotide messenger RNA. RefSeq lists its product as uncharacterized. The transcript has 3 exons. Lineage: Eukaryota; Fungi; Ascomycota; Leotiomycetes; Helotiales; Sclerotiniaceae. The record is from RefSeq and is a predicted model, not a curated record. The coding region runs from base 1 to 1293 and encodes 430 amino acids.
AUGCUGCCAGUUAUGCCACCAAUUCCCUCUGUCUCAGAGCAUUCCAAGAUGUUGUCACCGCUGUCGUCACCAGGCGCUUCUCAAAGUCCAGCUGCAGGAUCUACCACAGCAGACUUUGAGUCUAUCGAUUCAUCAUCACAAUCCGCAGCUACAAACGGCUCCGAUUCCAAUCAAACUUUGACAACCACGGACUCGGUUUCCGAAUCAUCUAUAGCCGCCGCAAGUUCAGGUAUUCCUGAUACCUCACAAUCAAUGGUCACAAGAAACGAUGAGCCCAAUGAGACCAAUGAGCUCAAGGAAGAUAUGGAUCUUGAUAAACCUGAUCAAGUCGGAGCAUCACACUCAGCAAAUAACGCUAUCUCAAACACCAAAUCCAAGAAGCGAGAGUCGGGCAAUGAUGAAUCUCACCAAGCUGGAACCUCGCACUCGGCAAAGAGACCCAAAAAGAAUGCCGGUCUAUUCAACGACGGUUUGGAUGAGAAUAACAUCAUCCCAGAUACCGGCGACUUAAGUGGAAUGAGAAUGACCCGCGCAAAGAAACUUUCUGUCGGAGAGAAGAUCGAAACAACCAACGAAACCGUCAAAAAACGUCAUACAGCCCAAUAUCCAACUGAAGCACAAAAACCUAACGCCGACGCCAAGGUCAAACCUAAGCCAUAUAACUCUCAUGAUCUCAAAGACAAACCCUUGUUUGAAGCAGAAAAUAAGGACAUUUGGCGGUUGAAGGUCACCAAGGAUAUGGUACCCUUGUUUCAAGCAGAAAAUAAGAACGUUUGGCGGUUGAAGGUCACCAAGCGUAAGGUUCCAGUUGGCCAAGCUCAGCACAUGGAAUUGGAAGGAACUAGCGACCCACUUGGAGUUUUUUUGGAAAAAUCGAGAACAACUCUGCCCGACGGGGCUACGGCUGAGGAUAGUGUUGCUGUCCGAUAUAUGUCUCAAUACAUCAAAGACAACCACACCCCCAUCCCUGAAGACGAACGAACGCGAAAGAAUACGAAAGACACUUACAAAUUCAGAACUUACUUUCCUACUUCAGCCCUUAUUGAGCACAAUCCCUUCUACAAUGUGGAGUACAUCGAGACUGUGCUUGAGACAAAGUCGAAGGAGAAUUUCGAGUUGAAGGCUAAGAUACAGAAAGCUAUUAGGAUUCAGAAGAUGAAAAACGCUGAGGUGGCAGAGGCGGCAAGAGUAGCUAAGGAAGCUAUGGGACUUCCUGUUGCUUCUACAAAGGAAUACAAGCGUAUAGGACUAGAGUGUGAGAUGAUAUCGGACAACGAAUUGCCAUUGGAGUAG